UGUCAAAUUUUAACGACCAAAUCCAUUGCACAACAUUUCAACAAAAAACUUGUUUACAAAAUCGUACCAAUUUCUGUCAUAUCAAAAUAUCGUCGCAUGAUGAUAUGCAAGAUAUAAUCGCUAUUGCAAAAGCUCUCAAUUAUAACCGGAUAUUUCCAUGAGGCGGGCGUUUUGCGUGUUUGCCGCUCUCCAGAACGAUACCACUGUGCGAGCAGUUUCUAAGAUGAAAUUGAUGAGUAACUUUAAGGAGUGGAAGUUUAAAUAUCCACCGAAUUAUGCAGAGCUGCCUAUUGAUGAAAACCCGGCGUACAACGAGCCCGUAGCUGUUAAGAAUGCUGUGUUUUCUAAGGUACCAACUGAGCCUUUAACUGGCACCAUCCGUCUAGUCUGCGCAUCCGAGGAUGCCCUGAAAUACCUGUUUGACCUGGAUCCCAGUGUGGCUGAGUCUGAGGACUUUAUCAACUUUGUGGCUGGGAAAUACCAGCCCCCAGGAGGGCUGAGUGUUAGCCAUAGGUAUGGAGGUUACCAAUUCGGCUUCUGGGCCGAUCAAUUGGGUGAUGGCAGAGCCCAUGUUCUUGGUGAAUAUGUUAACGGCAAGGGUGAAAGCUGGCAACCCCAACUAAAGGGUUCCGGUGAGACCCCGUACUCGCGCUUUGGCGACGGCCGCGCUGUGCUACGAUCGAGUGUUCGCGAGAUGUUAGCGUCAGAGGCUAUGGUCGGACUUGGCGUGCCCACUACCCGAGCCGCUGCAUUGGUGGUGAGCGACGACCACAUGGUAUGGCGCGACAAGACGUACUCCGGACGAGCGAAGCAAGAGCGAGCAGCUGUAGUGAUGCGAGUGUGCCCUGCCUGGUACAGACUUGGAUCUUUUGAGAUACUCGAUAAGAGGAAGGAGCCUGACACUAUGAAGACACUUUUCGAGUUUAUUAUAAAGUAUCAUUUCCUGUCAAUAGAUAGUGAGGAUGAAGACAGAUUCGUCAAGUUCUACACAGAGGUCGCUCACAAGAAUUUAGACAUGGUGGCGGCUUGGCAAGGUGUAGGCUUCACUCACGGCGUCCUAAACACAGACAACAUCAGCAUACUAGGUGUGACCAUAGACUACGGCCCGUAUGGGUUCAUAGACCACUAUUACGGGAGCUACGUGCCUAACACAUCUGACGACCUCGGCCGCUAUGCUUUUGACAGACAACCUCAGAUCCUGCUGUGGAACUUGGAAAAAUUCGCUCUCGCGUUAGAACCCAUCCUUCCAGAGGAUCAGAAGCAGAAGAUUAAAGAAGUUCAAGCCACAUUAGAAGAGUACGUCAAGAGGAAAGUGCUGUCCACAUACCUUCUGAAACUGGGUCUGAAAGAAAUUCAAGAUGGCGACGGAGCUCUGAUAGAGGACUUCCUCAAUCUGAUGCAGGAUACCAUGGCGGACUUCACCUGCACUUUCCGACAGUUAGCUGAGGUCGACCUGAAGGAUUUAGAGGACGUCUCUAAGCUGGAAACCAGGUGGUCCCUCACCAAGAUCAGAGAAGGCAAAGGGUGGGGCAAGUGGGUGGAGAGGUACAGGCAGAGGAUCGAGAAAGAAAAUGUGAGUGAAGAAGAUCGUCGUUCACGUAUGACAGCCGUCAACCCGGUGUAUGUGCCGCGCAACUGGAUGAUGCAGGAAGCCAUCACAGACGCAGAAAACAACGACUUCACUAAGGUACGGUUUCUCCUGGAGUUGUUCAGAAGACCAUUCGAAGUGAACGCCGAGGCCGAGAAGCUGGGAUACACUUCCCAACCUCCCAGCUGGUCCUACGGCCUCAAACUGAGCUGCUCCAGCUAAACCUUGUUUUUACAUUCCCAUACUAAAAUGACAUGACCAUCCAGGACCGAAGAGUAUGGUCAAGAAUGUCAAGAUUGACGAGGAGAGCCGACUCCAAAUGAAAUGGGAUGUGGCUAGGCAGAGAGAGAGAGAUACUAAAAUGACAUUUGGAUUACCCCAAUUUGUCAAACCGAUAAUAUUGUGUGAUAAUAUUGUGUAAUAAUAUUGUUCAGUGGCGUAGCUAGGCGACGGUCCAUUUCGCUCAUGGCCUCGCGCUCCAAGGGGCGGCUCGCGCGAGGCCCUUUCGGGCACAGUGAAAGAAAAAGGUCUCGCAGAUGUGAUUUCGCUCACGGCUAGAUUAGUUCACGCUACGCCGCUGAUAUUGUUUUAUAAAUAGGAUAAUUGGGUCGUCAAUUAGCCAACUGAAAUGUCAUUUUAGUAUCAGCUAUAUGGAAACAUAAAAACAAUGGAAUAAGUAUAAUUUUCAUAAUAAAAUAUUUUUUAGGGAAGUUUGGGGACGGAUAGAGAAGUUAGGAUAUUUUAAAAGUAAAGUUACAAACAAGAACAGAAUCGUUAAAUAAGUAUGUAUAAAUAGUGUUUACCCUGUAUAGUUAUUUUGUAAUAUUUAAUAUUUGCAAUAACUUUUGUUGAUAUAAUUUGGGAAAGAAUCGCUCAUUAUAAAUAUGCUUUAUCUAUAUUUAAACUGAUGAAGU
This is a messenger RNA of Cydia splendana, 2502 nucleotides long. RefSeq names its product protein adenylyltransferase SelO-like. The coding region runs from base 158 to 1810 and encodes 550 amino acids. NCBI's taxonomy places the organism in Eukaryota, Metazoa, Arthropoda, Insecta, Lepidoptera, Tortricidae. The transcript has 12 exons. The record is from RefSeq and is a predicted model, not a curated record.